Cicer arietinum (chickpea) is the source of this 3504-nucleotide messenger RNA. RefSeq names its product disease resistance protein Roq1-like. The record is from RefSeq and is a predicted model, not a curated record. Gene Ontology annotation, biological process: signal transduction; defense response. NCBI's taxonomy places the organism in Eukaryota, Viridiplantae, Streptophyta, Magnoliopsida, Fabales, Fabaceae. Gene Ontology annotation, molecular function: ATP hydrolysis activity; ADP binding.
UCAACGUGUAUCCAAAUAUUUCUUCUCUAACAUAAACAGAGACUUUAGAGAUUAGAAAUGAAGGAGAAAAAAGGGUGUUAAUUAAGUUAAUCCUCUAAUAUUCCUAGUUCAUUGGUCUUGACUCAUAUAUAUCAUUCAUGGCACAACCUUCAUUGUCUUCUUCCUUCACAUAUGAUUGGACUUAUGAUGUUUUCCUAAGUUUUAGAGGACUUGAUACCCGAAACAACUUCACUGGUAAUCUCUACAAUUCUCUCCAUCAAAGAGGCAUACACACUUUCAUUGAUGAAGAAGAAAUCAGAGAAGGAGAUGAAAUCACACCUACUAUUCUCCAAGCCAUUAAACACUCUAGGAUUUUCAUUGCUAUUUUCUCAGAUCACUAUGCAUCUUCAACGUUUUGUUUGAAUGAACUAGUCAUGAUUCUUGAGUGUUCCAAGUCACAAGGACGGUUGUUUUUGCCGGUUUUCUAUGAUGUGGAUCCAUUUCAAAUUCGAUACAUGACUGGAACUUAUGCUGAGGCUUUCACAAAACAUGAGGCUAGGUUCAAAGAUGAAAAGGAUAAGGUGCAGAAAUGGAGGGAUUCUUUACUUCUAGCUGCUAAUGUGUUGGGAUGGCAUUUCAAACCAGGGUUUGAAUCAGAGUAUAAGUUUAUCAGAAAGAUAGUAAAAGAGGUCUCAUUAAAAAUAAAUCGGAUUCCUUUGCAUGUUGCAAAGAAGCCAAUUGGGUUGAAGUCUCAAAUGUUAGAAGUAAUAUCUCUCCUUGGACUUGAGUCUAAUGAGAGAGUGAACAUGGUAGGCAUUUAUGGAAUAGGAGGAAUAGGAAAAUCAACUAUUGCUCGUGCUGUGUAUAACUCAAUUGCUGAUCAAUUCGAAGGUGUGUGUUUUCUUGGUGACAUAAGAGUGAAGGAUAUUCAUCAUGGUCUUGCACAACUUCAAGAAACACUACUUUCUGAAGUACUAGGUGAGAAGGAUAUUAAAGUAGGAGAUGUUUACAGAGGAAUUUCAAUAAUUAAAAGGAGGCUCCAAAGAAAGAAGGUUCUUUUGAUUCUUGAUAAUGUUGACAAAGAGAAACAGCUACAGGUACUUGUAGGAGGACAUGAUUGGUUUGGCUUUGGCAGCAAGAUCAUAAUCACUACAAGAGAUAAACAUUUGCUUGCCAUUCAAGGUACUAUGAAAGUAUAUGAGGUUAAACAGCUAAAAGGUGAAAAAGCUCUUGAAUUGUUUAGUUGGCAUGCGUUUAAAAAUAAAAAAGUUGAUCCAGAUUAUGUGGAUAUGGCAAAACAUGCAAUAUCUUAUUGUCAUGGUCUUCCUUUGGCUUUGGAGGUAAUUGGUUCUCACUUGUUUGGAAAAUGUUUAGCUGUAUGGAAAUCCUCAUUUGCUAAAUAUGAAAGAGUCAUUCGUAAAGAUAUCCAUGAAAUUCUUAAAGUUAGCUAUGAUGAUUUGGAAGAAGAUGUAAAGGGUAUUUUUCUAGAUAUAGCUUGUUUCUUCAAUUCUUAUGAAAUAAGUUAUGUUAGAGAAAUACUAUACUUACAUGGUUUUCAUGCGGAAGAUGGCAUACAAGAGCUAACUGACAAAUCUCUCAUGAAAAUUGAUGUUAAUGGCUGUGUGAGAAUGCAUGAUUUGAUUCAAGACAUGGGUAGAGAAAUUGUGAGGCAAGAAUCAACGUUGGAGCCUGGAAAACGCACUAGAUUAUGGUUUAGUGAUGACAUUGUGCAUGUUUUGGAAGAAAACAAGGGAAGUGAUACAAUUGAAGUGAUAAUCGCUGACUUCCGCAAAGACAUAAAAGUGAAAUGGUGUGGAAAAGCAUUCGGACAUAUGAAGAACUUGAGAAUUUUAAUAAUAAGAAAUGCACGAUUUUCCAGAGGUCCUCAAAUUCUUCCAAAUAGUUUGAGAGUGCUUGAUUGGAGUGGAUAUCAAUCAUCCUCUUUACCAUCUGAUUUUAAUCCCAAGAAUCUUGCCAUACUUAACAUGUCAGAAAGCUGCCUUAAAUGGUUCGAAUCACUCAAGGUGUUUGAGAUGUUGAGCUUUCUGGAUUUUGAAGGUUGUAAGUUCCUAACUGAAGUACCUAGCUUAUCUAGAUUACCAAAUUUAGGUGCAUUGUGUCUUGAUUACUGCACUAAUUUAAUUAGAAUCCAUGAUUCAGUUGGAUUCCUUGUUAGACUUGUGUUAUUAAGUGCUCAAGGUUGCACUCAACUAGAAAGUUUGGUUCCCUACAUAAAUUUGCCUUCUCUAGAAACUUUAGAUCUUAGAGGUUGUUCACGUCUUGAAUGCUUUCCAGAAGUACUAGGAGUGAUGGAGAAUAUAAAAGACGUUUAUUUGGACCAAACUUCUUUAGAACAAUUACCUUUUACAAUUGGAAACCUUGUUGGUCUCCAACGUUUGUUCUUGAGGGGUUGCCUUAGGAUGAUUCAGUUACCAAGCUAUAUAUUGCCCAAAAUUGAGAUAAUAACAACUUAUGGUUGUAGGGGUUUCCAAUCAUGUACAUAUGAAGAAAAAAUGAGUCCAAAAGUGUUUGUGAAUGCCAUGUGUGUUUAUAAUGAGUAUGGGAAGUCCUUUAUUAAUGUGUAUUCUCGGAAUAUAAGCUUCAAUGAUGUCAUAGAAAUAUGUAAUCCUCGGUGGAAUCACUUCUUUCAUGAUUUUAAGAAUCUUGAAUAUAACCUUUUUUGUUUAGGGCUUAUAGAGGGGAGAGUAAAUAUACAUGACUAUGGAAUAAAUGUAACGUCAAUGCGUUUUUGGUUCAGAAAUAAAUUCCCUAGGAUAGCUCUAUGGUGUUUUAUAGAACCUGGAAAACAUUUGGAUAGCGUGGUGUUGAAUUUCAAGUUGAAUGUACUCAUCAAUGGCAUUACACUACUCAUUUCUUCAUGUGAUUACAUAUUUUAUACACAAAGAAAGACAGAGCAAAUGCUUUGUUGUGAGAUACAGGGCAAAGUGGAGGAUGUUGUUUUAGAAAAUGAGUGGAACCAAGUGGAGAUUUUAUGUGAUAUGGAUCAUCUCAAGCCAUGUGAAUCUGAAAGGAUUCUAAAGUGGUCUCUCAUAUAUGUCUACUCAGAAAACAAAAAGGAGGAUUUCAGGUUAUUUGACAAUCCUGAUUCUCCUUUGUCAAAUAAAGAGAUAUUUCAAGAGAUGGAGAGAGUGGAAGAAAUGUUAUGGGUAUUUGGCUCCACUUUUGCUAGAAUGGAACAAGAAUUAUUUGCUGAUGAAGACAUGUUACAUGUGGAAGAUGACACUAUUGAAUAGUUCAAUUAUUACUUGAUUUGUGGUAGAUCUAUAUGGAAAUUCACAACAUUUUCUACAGUCAAAUGGGACACAAAAUUGGGAGGUUAUGAAUUCGUUUACUUUCUAAAAAUAGUUUCUUUGUUUCUUUGUUUCUUUUGAAGUGACUAAUUGUUGAUUUUUUUUGAAUUUCGCAUAGUCAAACAUGUGCAAGUAAUUGGACAUGUACAUUGAGACAUUGGUCCAUAACCCUCUUAAUUCAAUAAAAUAGCCUAUAAUAUUACCUUGCUUGAUA